AUGAUUGCACAAGAACAAAAUGCUAUAUUACAAUGGAGGGAGGAGGUAGCCCUGCAAGAUUUCGGAGAAAUGCGACAAGACCAAGGGCAAAUAGAAAAAGUAAACAUAAACGAGAACAAAUUGAGAAAAUUAGCAGGAAACACUAGUUGGAGACUUCAUUCUCAGCCAGGCCUUGGGUUUCUUAUAUACAAUGCAAUUCAGGCGGGAACAUUUUAUGAGUCACUAAGCUUUAGGUCUAAAUUGACCAUUCUUCUGUGUUUGAAUACGUUCUAUCAAUUGAAGAUUCUGGGUACGGCUAUUGAGAGGAAUACAAUUGUUCUAUUAGAAACAGGGAGCGGAAAAACACAUAUUGCAGUUCUCCUAAUGAAAUAUAUUGCUCAAAACCUGAAAAAGGAACGCAAGAAAUGCCUAAUAAUAUUCCUAGCACCCGCAGUUGCAUUAGCCAAACAGCAAUUUGAAUAUAUAACAAGACAUACAAACUUGCGAGUGGCAUGUUAUAUUGGAGGGAGAGCAGUAAAAGAUUGGAAAGAAGCAACAUUGAAUGAGGUCCUUGUGAUGACUCCUCAGAUUUUACUGGAUGGCUUGGACAGUAAUUCAUUAACACUAGAUAUAGUCAACCUCAUGGUCUUAGAUGAGUGCCAUCAUGCAUGCAAAAAGCAUCCAUAUGCUAAAAUUAUGAGAGUUUAUCAGACACUGUCUCAAAACAAACCCAAAAUAUUUGGAAUGAGUGCAUCAUUGGUCACGAAAAAGGGGGUCUCUUCCAACACUGAUUGUGAGAAACAAAUAGCGCAAAUUGAAGGCAUCUUGGAUGCUCAGGCCAUUACAGUGAAAGAUAAGCGUGAGCUGGAGUCGUUUGUACACACUGCAAAACAAAUAACUAAACUUUAUUCUUUGUCAAGUGAACAUCAACCCCUCCAAAAAAAAUUGGUUUCUCUACCCCAUUUUUUUAGGGAAAACAAAGCAAAAAACAUCAGAGCACAUAUUGAAUAUUGUCUUCAGAAUCUGGGUUCGUUUUGUGCUUUCAAGGCUGUUCAGUUAUACUGUGAAAAAGAGAAGUCACGUGAGAUUGUUACUCGAACAGUAGAAACGGAGCAAUAUGCUCUAGAUGGUUAUCUAAAGGAUGCCCAUAAACUCUUCGAAGAAGAAUUGCCAUCCGAUGUGAAUGAAUUAUUCAAGACACCUGAAGGAAUUCGGAAUACUGUCGAAGGCGGCAUUUUAAGUCACAAGGUGGAGCAGCUAGUGCAAAUUUUGAUAGAGAAGAGUGGCGAAGAUCCUAAAAAGGUUUGCUGUAUAGUAUUUGUGGAAAGAGUGAUUGCAGCUGCCGUAAUCUCAAGUUUGUUACAACAGAUUGAUUGUUUGAAAUGUCUCAAGAUUGAUUUUUUAUCUAGUGUGACUUCUACAUUUGGUAGCAAGACACAGCAAAAAGCUUUAGAGAACUUUUCUUCUGAAAAGGUUCAAGUUUUAGUUUCAACAGAUGUGAUCGAAGAGGGUAUUGAUGUAAAAAAUUGUAACUGUGUCAUCCGUUUUGAUUUACCCGUAAACAUGCGCAGCUAUAUUCAAUCCCGUGGGCGUGCUCGUCAAGAAAACUCAGAGUACAUCUUAUUUCUUCAGAGAGGUAACAAAAAGCAGGAAGACGAUUUAUUCGAUGUAAUCAAGAGUGUAGCCCUAAUAGAGGACAUAAUAUCGAGUAGAAAUGAUCCUUCUAUAAAAGAGAAAAGUACAAUUGAAAAGGAUGUACUAGUAGAUGCUGAUGAACAACUUCCAGAAGUGACACCGAUUACAAAUAGUAUGCCUUGCACUAAAGAGAAAAGUGUGGUUGAAAAAGAUAAAUCUAGAAGUUCAUAUGAAGUUGGAGAUGUUGGUGAAGAUCUUGGAGGAGUUAGUGAAAGAGAGGACAAAGUUGAAGAUGUUGAUUUUGAUCUUCAAAGAGUUAUUGAAAACAAGGAUGAACUAAAAGAGGAUGGCAAUGUCAAAGAGGGAAAAACAUUUACAAAAUCAGGUAUAUCUAAAACAAAGGAGUUACAUUCAACUGCUAAAAUAGAUGUUCUAUCUGAUAAAUGGGAUGAAGAAGAGAGAGGAGUAAUUUUGAAAGUUUACGAACUUCGUUUUACAUCUCAAUCCAAUGAUGAUAAGAUAUAUUCAAAUUUUGGCCUUUUGAUAAAAUCUAAAUUGGAUGAUGAUAUUAUAAAUACAGAAAUAGAUCUGUUUGUAACUACAGAUAAGAUCGUUAAGGCAAAACUUUUGUCAAGAGGAGAAAUGACUUUGGAUUUAACUCAGAUGAGGAAUGCAAAAGAUUUUCAAGAAAUAAUUUUCAAUGGAGUUUUCGGAAAUCUAAGGAAAAAGAAAAAAAUCACUGAAAUGAAAAAUCUAUGGUGCAGUUCGUAUAUGUACUUCCUUUUGCCCUUAGAAUCAAAUAAGUCUGGUGUAACUGCUAUUGACUGGAAAUGUAUUGAAAUAUGCGCAGCAAGAGCUAGAGAAUUUAAAUCACUUUCAAGUAUUUCAGAAGAGUACCACAAUAUUAUUGAUAUUGAUAAUAUAAAAGAGGCUCCUAUGGCAGGAACAACACAUUUGCGUAACCAAGGGGAAUCAGAAAUCUUGAUUUUGGCAAAGUGUGAUAUUUGUGAGUCUUCAAAUUUGAUAGAUAAAACAGUACUUACUGUUCAUAACGGAAUGUUUUAUCAAGUUGUAGAAGUUAUUCAUGAAAAAACUGCUAAGAGUCCCUUCCUUCUGGAAAAAGAUUCUAAUUCACGUUAUAACAGCUACAAUGAAUAUUUUCAGAAAAGGUAUAGAAAGAAACUUCAGUACUUAAAUCAACCACUUCUUAGGGUGAAGCAUGCUACGCGACCCCGUAAUUUUCUUACAAAACACCAAGUAAAGCCAGCUGAGAAUGAAGGAACAUUUGUGGAGCUUCCUCCAGAGUUAUGUCUGAAUUUGGAUGUUCCAAGUUUUGUUAUGAGAUCAUUGUGUUUGGUUCCAUCUGUUAUGCAUCGCCUCAUUUCUUUAAUGCUUGGAAACCAACUCAAUAAAGCAAUUAGGAAAGAACGCCCAGAAUGUCCCCCUAUAUCCAUUCAACUGAUAAUGGAAGCAAUCACUUCACAUAAAUGCUUAGAGUGUUACUCAUAUGAGCGGUUGGAGUUAUUGGGUGACUCCUUUUUGAAAUAUGCCAUUAGUUUGCAUCUUGUUAUGAAAUAUGAAAAUGAGGAUGAAGGAUGGUUAUCAGAUCGUAGAGCUGAGGCAGUCUGUAACAAAACACUUCAUGAUCUGGCACUGGAUCGUAAUUUACAGGGAUACAUUAUAGAUGAUCUAUUUGAUGUGCGCAAAUGGAUGGCUCCUGGAUUAUUUUGUAGUAGUUUUGUUUCCUGCUCUUGCAAUCCAAGAGAUCCUAACAGUCUCCAAAUGGGAAAAGUUUGUGACAAGAGACAUCGAUGGAUUUACUCGAAAACAAUAUCAGAUGUUGUGGAGGCUUUAAUUGGAGCACAUUUAGUUGGAGGGGGUACAAAGGCAGCCCUUGAGUUCAUGAGGUGGAUGAACAUGGAGGUUGACAUUGAAGACAAAUCAGUAGAGAUUGCAUUCAAUCGCCAUUUUGAUUGUCCUGAUGUCGUGAAAACAAGUUUGGAUGAAUUGCAAUCGCUCCUAGAUUACGACUUUGAGAACCGAUGCCUCUUAGUGGAAGCACUCACACAUGCUUCAAUGAAUGAACAUGGAGGAUGUUCCUACCAGCGGUUGGAAUUCCUAGGCGACUCUGUGCUGGAUCUUCUUAUUACUCAGCAUCUAUAUUCAACAUACGAAGAAUCAUGCCAGGGAACUUUAUCAGAUUUACGACAGAUAGCUGUUAACAAUGAGAACUUUGCUCAAGCAACAGUUGAACAUAAGAUUCACAACUAUCUUCGACAUAAUUCAGAUGAAUUACGAAAUCAAAUAGCAAAGUUUGUUGAGGAAUUUGAACAGCGUAGAGGUGGUGAUUUAUCAUUUGGAGGAGGAAUGCAUGCUCCCAAGGUACUAGGAGAUAUAUUAGAAAGCAUUUCAGGUGCAAUUUUAGUGGAUACUAGACUUAAACUAAAUGUUGUCUGGGAAAAAAUGAAACCCAUUUUGUCUCCCACUGUUAGACCUGAUAACAUUGAAUUGCAACCAGUACGGGAAUUAUAUGAGCUCUGUGAUCAGCAACAUUAUGGACGCAAUUGGAAGCCCAUCAGUAGGAUAGGGAACGUUAAUGUGGCCACUAUACAAAUAGAGCUCGAGAAAUCCAGUAUAUCUGGAGAAGGGUCAGACAUGAAUAAGAAGUCUGCAGAAAUUAAAGCUGCCAAACAUGCGUUGGCACAGUUAAAGGUAAUGGGAAUAUAUCAUGACCGUCAUACCUAUGCCCAAAGUUCAAUGGAUGCGACUGGGAAUGAAGCUCCACAUGGAUCCAAUCUCAUUGCUCAAGAGAAAAUGAUAAUUGCUAGCAGUCCACAAAUAAAUUCAGAAGUGGAUAUGGUUGUUACACUCGAUCAGUUUCACAAGGAAGAAACACAUCAGGAGGCGAAUUUAUUUUGUUGUAGCAAAUCAAUGCAAGUUAAAGACCUGGAUCCAUUUCCACAUAUGAAAUUCACUAACAAAAUGGAUAAUACGUUGUCAGCUAGGAAGCAUAAAUUGGAAGAGGGAAAGGAAGAGGGAAAGGAAGGUGUGUGUAUAACAGAUGUGCUUACACAUGAUCAUAUAGAAAGUAAUCGUCCAAAGAAGAGGGCCAAAGCUAGAAAGACAGAACUGUUGGAGGUAAUAGCGAAUCCCUUAAUAUCUGAAGACUAUAUUGGUGAUGGAAAGGAUGAUGCCAUAAUGCACAAUUCCAACAAGAAUUGCUCCCCCGGAGCUAGGAAGCAUAAACUGGAGGAGGGAAAGGAAGAGGGAAAGGAAGGUUUGUGUAUAACAGAAGUGCUGACACAUGAUCAUAUAGAAUGCAAUCGUCCAAAGAAGAGGGCCAAAGCUAGAAAUACAGAACUGUUAGAGACAUCAGCGAAUCCCUUGAUAUCUGAAGACUAUAUUGGUGAUGGCAAGGAUGAUGCCAUAACGCACAAUUCCAACAAGAAUUGCUCUCCCGGAGGUGGCUUCAUAAGUAUUCCAAAUGAGGAUAUAGAAAGUAGUCAUCCGAAAAAGAAAGCGAAGAAAGUGUGUUCCCUUCCAGGUGGCUUCAUAAGAAUUCCAAAUAAGGAUAUAGAAAGUAGUCAUCCAAAAAAGAAAGUGAAAAAAGUGUGUUCCCACCCAGUACACAUUUUUCUCAAUUCGCAACGAGGUGAUUAUAGACGCAAUUUAUAUGAAUUGUGUCAAAAAAUGCACUGUAGUGAACCUCAAUUUACAUUGGUAGAAACAUCUGACAUGCCUCACAAAGCAAGAUUUCUAUUCAAAGUGGUGGUAAAAAUUUCUAAUAAAGAAAGUUUCUCAGUCCAAGGUGAACAAGAAAGAGACCAUGCAAGUGCAAAAGAUACGGCUGCUUAUAAAAUGUUGGUAGAACUUCAAAAACAUGGAUUAUGUUCUAUAAAAACUUUCAAUAACAAUUGUGAAAAUAUCUAACAUUAACAUAGAGAUGUUAAA
Messenger RNA from Cryptomeria japonica (Japanese cedar), 5565 nucleotides. Its product is annotated as endoribonuclease Dicer homolog 3a. The record is from RefSeq and is a predicted model, not a curated record. Gene Ontology annotation, molecular function: ribonuclease III activity; RNA binding; protein binding. Bases 1 to 5544 code for a protein of 1847 amino acids. Lineage: Eukaryota; Viridiplantae; Streptophyta; Pinopsida; Cupressales; Cupressaceae. Gene Ontology annotation, biological process: siRNA processing. The transcript is spliced from 27 exons. Gene Ontology annotation, cellular component: cytoplasm; nucleus.